Messenger RNA from Papaver somniferum (opium poppy), 384 nucleotides. RefSeq lists its product as uncharacterized. Lineage: Eukaryota; Viridiplantae; Streptophyta; Magnoliopsida; Ranunculales; Papaveraceae. The record is from RefSeq and is a predicted model, not a curated record. The transcript has a single exon. The coding region runs from base 1 to 384 and encodes 127 amino acids.
AUGAAGCAGAAGCAUCAAGGAACUGCUCGUGUACAACGUGCACAAUUGCAAGCUCUCAAAAGGGACUUUGAGGUGUUACAAGUGAAGGCAGGAGAAUCUGUGAAUGGAUACUUUUCACGUACCUUAACCAUUGUCAACAAGAUGAGGCAGCACAAGGGUAUGGUAAGUGAUGAAGAUGUUGUUGAGAACAUCUUAAGAUCGAUGACACAAAAUUUUGCCUAUGUGGUUUGCUCAAUUGAAGAGUCUAAAGAUCUCAGUACUCUAUCAAUUGAUGAACUACAAAGCAACUUAUUGGUUCAUGAGCAGCGAAUAAAUGCACAUGUUGAUGAGGAACAUGCAUUGAAGGUGACAUAUGGAGAAUCAUCGAGAGGAAGAAGACGUUGA